Molecule: messenger RNA, 231 nt
Organism: Funneliformis caledonium
Lineage: Eukaryota; Fungi; Glomeromycota; Glomeromycetes; Glomerales; Glomeraceae
Source: the annotation of a GenBank genome assembly
AAGAAUCAAUCUAAUCAAAUAACACUUUCACAAGACGAUUUCAAAAAAAUUAUAGUAGGUUUGAAAGGAACUAUCACUAAAGGACAGCAAACUUUGAAGAAACCUCCUGAAUUAGAAAAACAAAAAGCUAAUGAAUUUGCUAUGAACCAUUUUUUAAAUAGUGUUUUUAAUAAUACAAAUUUACAAGAAGAAGCUUAUGACUAUGAUCCCAUUGAAGAAAUGAGACAAUAA